Penicillium roqueforti is the source of this 954-nucleotide messenger RNA. RefSeq names its product alpha/beta fold hydrolase. The record is from RefSeq and is a predicted model, not a curated record. Bases 1 to 954 code for a protein of 317 amino acids. The transcript has a single exon. NCBI's taxonomy places the organism in Eukaryota, Fungi, Ascomycota, Eurotiomycetes, Eurotiales, Aspergillaceae.
AUGUCGGAAGUACUCGACCCAGGAAUCCACACCUUUAGUGUUCCGGCAAAAGAGUUGAUAUUUGAAUAUGUGGUCCGUCGUCCAUUCACCGAAAAGGAAGAUCCACGUAAUAUCAUUGUUGUUCAAUGCCCUGGCUGGGGCUUAGGAUCUCAAUAUCUUCAAAAUGGAUUGCAAGGGUUGUGGACCCCAGAAGGCCAUACCAGUCCUGCAGUUACUAGUGGCUAUACUGUCAUCUUCUUCCAUUCUCGUGGAACGGAUGGAUCAUCCCAACCACUAGCAUCCCAAAUGAGCAGUAUGCCCGAUCUUGCGUCCGAUUUGGAGGACUUGCGGCAGCACCUGCAUCUCGAGCAAUAUCCGGUUUUACUGGGCCACUCCAACGGCGGGGCAAUUGCGCUAGGGUAUGCGGAGAUGUAUCCCAGUCGUGUCAGCAAGCUCGUUCUCCUCGAUCAUCAGCUAGUAGGAUUUCGGGAUAAGAGAUUGUUGCAGCUCGAAGCGACGCGCAUAGAUCCUCGAUACCAGGUUGCUUGGGACAGUGUGCCGGAUCGGCAUACCGAAUCUGACGAGGAAUUUACAGCGUCGGUGAGAGGCAUGUGGCCCUUGUGCUUCUUUGAUCCGAAGCAGUAUGUACCAGAGCUACUGCGUGAUAUUGGCGAUCGGAAGCUGUCGGGUUGGUGCCACCAAGCCCAGGGUCGAUGUGAUAAGAAAUUGCUGCAUCCAAUGCAAAUGGUGGAGAGACUGAGGGAUGUACAGGCAGAAACACUCAUCAUAUUCGGCCGCGAUGAUAUGAUCUGUGGAAUAGGGAUAGGGGAACGGACAGCAAAGGAUAUUCCAAGCGCCCGACUGAUUACCUACAGUGAAUGUGGCCAUUUCCCCUGGAUUGAGAAAAGGGAACAGACCAUAUUGGAUAUCCGUAAAUUCAUUGCAAGCAAGACCAGCAUAUCUCUCAGAAUGUAA